Syzygium oleosum is the source of this 1996-nucleotide messenger RNA. RefSeq names its product serine carboxypeptidase-like 18. Gene Ontology annotation, biological process: secondary metabolic process; proteolysis. The record is from RefSeq and is a predicted model, not a curated record. Gene Ontology annotation, molecular function: acyltransferase activity, transferring groups other than amino-acyl groups; serine-type carboxypeptidase activity. NCBI's taxonomy places the organism in Eukaryota, Viridiplantae, Streptophyta, Magnoliopsida, Myrtales, Myrtaceae. Bases 301 to 1731 code for a protein of 476 amino acids. The transcript has 14 exons.
GUUGAAGGUGAGCUGGACCGGCUCAAGAUUGCACCUAACAUUCAUUUUAACCUCCCCCGCAAAAACCAGUCCACGUGCUCCAUUCCAUUUUAAGUUCUUUGCUCCAUACAUGGAACGCUUAAAGCACCCAAAUUCAUACUCAUCGAUACGUUGCACCGGCCAAAGUCACCAGUGAGUCCCCCAGAGCUCACUGGACCGUAUACAAAAUCUUUGUCAUUUCCUUUUAGUUUCUUUCAAGGGGAAAGGCACCACGUAAGAAAAGAAGAGCAUUUGGAAGUGGGGAGGCGAAAGCAGAAGCCAAUGGGGUUCGAUUCAAGAAGCCAAAUUGGCGAGAAAUGGAUGAGCAUGUUGCUGGUGUUGCUCCUUGCUGGAGCUGCAACGUCUCAGAACAUAGUAGAGACUCUUCCUGGGUUUCAUGGGAAACUCCCCUUCACGCUAGAAACAGGGUACAUAGGGGUGGAUGCAAUGGAUGAUGUGCAGCUGUUCUACUACUUCAUUGAGUCCGAGAGAGACCCUGCCAAGGAUCCUCUUGUUCUCUGGCUCACCGGUGGCCCUGGCUGCUCUGGCUUCUCUGCCCUUGCCUUCGAAAUCGGUCCUUUGACUUUCGAUUAUGGAGCUUACAAUGGCAGCUUACCCUCUCUUCUAAUCAACAAAUACUCAUGGACCCAGGCUGCCAGCAUAAUAUUUAUCGAUGCGCCCGUGGGAGCUGGAUUCUCAUAUUCGACAACCGAAGAGGGUAAAUACAGCUCUGACAUAAAAUCCGCAUACCAGACUUAUACUUUCUUGAGGAAGUGGCUCCUUUCUCACCCGCAAUUCCUAGGAAAUGAACUUUACAUUGGCGGCGACUCAUACUCAGGCAUUACUGUUCCUAUUUUGGUGACAUAUAUACUGGAAGGCCUAGAGGCAGGACUAAGGCCUAAGAUGGAACUCCAAGGGUAUUUGCUCGGGAACCCAGUGACCGAUGACUUCACUGAUCCAAAUUCAAGGAUUCCGUAUGUUCAUCGUGUGAACCUUAUAUCAGAUGAAUACUAUGAGGAUGCCAAAGAAUAUUGCGGAGGCAAUUACGUCGACGUGGAUGCAAACAAUACUGCCUGCGUAGCAACACUGCAAUUGAUCAAAGAGUGCCUUUUACAAAUCAAUCUCUGCCAAAUCUUGGAACCGCAAUGCGCCUUCUCAUCUAAGAGACGGAGGGAGUUGGAAUGGGAUUUGAGAGUUCAAGAAGCAGAAACUAUAAAUCAUAUCCUCUCCAACAACAGACUUCCCGAAUUGCCGUGCAGAGGUUUUACCUAUGUGAUGGCCUACAAGUGGUUGAAUGAUGAAGGUGUGCAAAAGGCUUUGUACGUCAGACCGGAAAGUGUCCCUUCAGAUGGAUGGAAAAGAUGCCCGAAAAACUUCUCAACCUACACCGACGAAAUCACCAGUACCGUUGCCUAUCACAAAAAUCUCUCAGAGACCGGUCUCCGUGCUCUCAUAUAUAGUGGAGACCACGACAUCUCAGUUCCGUGGAUUGGAACCCUGAGCUGGAUAAAAUCCUUGGGAGUGCCUGUCUUCGACGAAUGGAGGGCGUGGUACGUCGAUGGACAAAUUUCAGGGUACCAAGUGAAGUUCAUGAACGAUCACUUCCGUCUGACCUACGUGACCGUGAAGGGCGCCGGUCACACAGCUCCAGAGUACAAGCACAAGGAAACACUCGCCAUGUUCGACCGGUUCAUGGCUCGUUACCCUAUCUAGUCGGGUCCGCCGUCCCGAGGAUCAUUUCGGCGAAUAAAGAGCGCUUAAGUCGGGAGAUUUAUUUCGAAUAAUACCUUCUUGUAAUUCAUUUCAUGCAAUCAGUUCAUUUUGGGAGAGAUUUGUGGACAUAUGUAAUUCGAGACUAGGCAUGUCUUGAAGUUAGCUGCAUCAGUAAUUAUAUUUUAGCAAACUCGAACGUCAAAAGCUCACGAGGAAAGUUUUCUUCUCUCGCUGGAGCAGUAAAAUUGCUUCUAGCCCAGUCCAA